Siniperca chuatsi (mandarin fish) is the source of this 2132-nucleotide messenger RNA. It is a transcript of the gene coq2, whose product is annotated as coenzyme Q2 4-hydroxybenzoate polyprenyltransferase. The record is from RefSeq and is a predicted model, not a curated record. Gene Ontology annotation, cellular component: mitochondrial inner membrane. The coding region runs from base 684 to 1862 and encodes 392 amino acids. Gene Ontology annotation, biological process: ubiquinone biosynthetic process. The transcript is spliced from 8 exons. Lineage: Eukaryota; Metazoa; Chordata; Actinopteri; Centrarchiformes; Sinipercidae.
AUCGUCUGCCAGUUGACUUAAGUCUAUUUGGUUCUCAAAGACAUUCAAUUGUCCAAUUUCUGAAUUUUUAAAAAGAAUUGAGAGCAUUUUUGCUGUAAUUAAGAAGAGGGAUGGGGAAAUUGGGCAGCCUUGUUUUAUACCUGUGUUAACUGUAAAACGAGGGGAAGUACCACCUGAUAAAGCUACUGAGCCGUUGGUGUCAUGAUAAAAGCAUUUGAUUAUUAAGCUACAUUUCAAUCAGUAGGGGAUGGGGGUAGGAUGUAGUUGUUGACAGUAGCCUAUUGUAUUAGGUAUUAAAAUACGUUUGAGAGUAUAAAAGUGCCGUAAAAUAAUAUGUAGGUUGUAUGUUUGUUCAUGCGUCGCUGUUUUCUCUGUCUCGUUGAUGUAUGCAAGGAGGCUGCACUGCUGAGAGUUUAAAAUUGUGUGUACACUUGCCAAAGAAGCAUCAGUUCAAAGAUACUCUACAACUUAUCAGUCACGGUCAGCCAUGUUUUUUGUUUACGUUUGACGUCAUGCACCUGGAACGCUUGGGGGUCGGAAGUCGGAAAUGUCAACCAGGAAAUGACAAAAGAUCUGAGAGAGCGCAAAACAACUUUAUUCAUACGGUCAUUGGUUGCGCUUUGAAAGGGGUGACUUUUUCUGAGGACAAGAAGAUAAUGUCAGUCUGACCUCAGAGAAACACCAUGCUCCCAGUAAAGCUGAACAGCCGGUUAACUCUGAAUGCCCUGAGGAGGAUUCACCAUGGAACGUGUUACCCCUGUCUUUACUCCCUGUCAAACUGCUUCCUUCACAUGGAAGGAAGAAGGACUAGAGAUGGUCUCCACUCAGAGUCCAGUGUGUUGAGAAGAGUGUUUUACAGCCAGAGUGCAAUCCGCCCAUCGCUCACACUACGUGAAACACAGCACUAUGGGAGAAGAUCAUUCAGUUUAUCAGCUGCCACAAUUGUGAAUUCAGCACCAGCGCCUGUCCAGCCAUACCUCCGAUUGAUGAGGCUGGACAAACCUAUUGGGACAUGGUUGCUUUACCUCCCGUGUACAUGGAGCAUUGCUCUGGCUUCCGACCCCGGAUGUCUCCCACAUCUGGGCAUGCUCACCCUGUUUGGUACAGGUGCUCUGCUGAUGAGAGGAGCGGGCUGCACCAUCAAUGACAUGUGGGAUAAAGACUUUGACAAAAAGGUGUCCAGGACGGCCACUCGACCCAUUGCGUCAGGAGAGGUUUCUCAGAUGCAGGCACUAGUCUUCCUAGGAGGUCAGCUCUCUCUGGCACUUGGGGUUCUCUUGUGUCUAAACUAUUACAGCAUAGCUUUGGGUGCUGCUUCAUUAUCGCUUGUCAUCACCUACCCGUUGAUGAAGAGAAUCACUUACUGGCCACAGUUUGUGUUGGGCCUCACUUUCAACUGGGGAGCGCUGCUCGGCUGGUCCGCUGUCAAGGGCUCCUGUGAUUGGUCCGUAUGCCUCCCGCUGUAUUUCUCAGGAGUGAUGUGGACGCUGAUAUAUGACACAAUAUACGCACAUCAGGAUAAGGAGGAUGACGUCAAGGUAGGAGUCAAAUCUACUGCACUGAGGUUCCAGGAGCAAACCAAACCUUGGCUGAGUGGCUUCACAGUGGCCAUGAUGUCAGGACUGGUUGCAGCUGGGGUCAAUGCUGAACAGACUCUCCCUUACUAUGCCGUACUGUCCACAGUGGCCGUUCACCUAAUGCAUCAGAUUUACACAUUGGACAUUAACAAACCAGAGGACUGCUGGAAGAAAUUUGUCUCAAACAGAAACCUUGGACUGUUGUUAUUUUUAGGCAUUGUUGCUGGCAAUUUGUGGAAAGAAAGAAGAGAGACUUUGCUGCAAAAUGAGGAAGCAUUCAGAUAAGUGAGAUAAUCAGUACAAAUAUUUCAUUACAUUUAUAGUAUAUCACAUACUACAACAUCUUUUGGGAUUUUCACUCCAAACAAAGCUCUAUGAGAGAGCAAAACGAUAAGAUAGGAAGAAGAAGAAGAUAAGAUAUGAUGAUUUUAACCCACACAAUAAAGUUAUUGACUACAUUUCUUUGCUUAUAAAACACAAUUUACAUUUGUUGAUUUAAAAAUUCACUUUCAGCUGGAUAUUGUUGAGAUUAAAUAAAUAAAUAAAUAAAAUACC